Bactrocera oleae (olive fruit fly) is the source of this 2929-nucleotide messenger RNA. It is a transcript of the gene Tk, whose product is annotated as Tachykinin. NCBI's taxonomy places the organism in Eukaryota, Metazoa, Arthropoda, Insecta, Diptera, Tephritidae. The record is from RefSeq and is a predicted model, not a curated record.
CAUUCGUACAUCCGUCGUUGUCUCUUUCAACGCCGAUUCAUCGGUGUCCAUUCGCGUUUGUGCGCGCCAACGCGACCGUUUAGCGGCGAACGCGCGCAUACAAGAACACAACAACAGCACCACACCACCACUUAGCCAUCACUCACCACUCGCAACACAAUCAACCCAUUCGGUGCAUUCAACGUGCCUUCGCUGCCACCGCUGCCGCCGUCGCUAUUGUUGGGGCUCUGUGUGGCUCACUGAUUUGCCUUAUUCGCCGCAGAUAUUUAACAUCCUGUUCCGUUUGAUCUGGCAUUCAGUUGUUGCAUACUUUUCAGCGUGGUCACAUUAGCGCUGUCAAAUAAAGCGGACCGUCACAAAAUUUCAAAUAAAAUCUUAUGUGGCAAAAGAAGAAGUAGCACCGUUAAAAAGUCAGCCAAUCAGUUUUGAGUUUCGAUAUUUUUGAAAACGUGGACUUUGCUUUGCUUUAAAGUGUGUUACAAGGUCAAAUAUAAACAAAUAACUCUUAUUUUGUGUGUGUGCAAAUAAAAACGGUUAAUCAUUUGAGUAAAGCUAAAACUGUGGAGAAUUCAAAACUGUGCUUUUAAAAUACUUUAUGUGCGCUCAAGAAAACUUUUGAAAAACUCUUGAAAACUGUCGCGGUUUAUUGUCAGCUUUCUCCACUCAUCCCAUCAAAAUUUGGACCACACUCCACUUGUGUUACGUAAAACUUUAAAUGGCCGUGCAAAAACUGAAAUGUCUCACUGUGUGUAUUUGUAAGUUGUUGCUUUUAUUUCUACUUUGCAAUGCCGUAGCAGCAACAAAUGGUACCGGAAGCAAUGUGACGACGCAUGAGGGUCAUAAUUACCCGACGGACGAAAACAAGCGGACGAGACGUGAUGUUUCAGCGGCGGCCGACAGCACUACUACGCUUCAACCGUUGGCCUCUAACAACGACAAUGCUAACCUCAAUGCGGCUGAUAAUAAGGACAAACAUAAUUUGUCAUUUAGUGUUGUUGGCAAUCCACUGCGUGCCUUGAACAUUGUCAAGCGUACACCGAGCGGCUUUAUUGGAAUGCGCGGUAAAAAGGAGUACGAAUAUACCGAUUACAGUAAUGCCAACAAUUUGGCAAUGGAUGACGAUGGUACAGCCGAUUGGGACAUAGAUCCCAUACAUCGAGUUGCCUACGAAAAUGAACUGAAUGACGCCUACGGUCAUUUAUUAGCUUUGGAAUCACGCUUCAAGAAGACACCCAGUACAUUCUAUGGCGUUCGUGGCAAAAAAUACAAUGACAACGAUGUAAAUGGUGUUAAUUCGUUAAUACGGCGUUUAGAAGAAGAUCGCUUGCGUGAAUCGUUAAUGCAGAAUUUCCUCAGAGAAUUAAUAAAUCGUCAAGCAAUGCCACAGAAUGAUGUCACAAAGCGUGCACCAACCGGUUUCACAGGAAUGCGCGGUAAGCGACCAUCGGUGAUGGACUAUUUUUAUUACGACGAAGAUGGUACAUUGGCAGAUCCCUUCGUGGCGGAGAAACGAGGUCCAGUCAAUGCAUUUAUGGGUGUGCGUGGCAAGAAGGAUACGAAUCAUCAGACGUUCAAAAGAUCUCCACUAGAGUCUGGCAACCGGCGCAGCAAGUCUCAACGUUUUGUCGAUUUCAACAACAAAUUCGUGGCGGUGCGUGGCAAGAAGAACGAUGCCAACGAUGACAGCAGCAACACUUUUACCGAUGAGACACACCAGGGGUACUACGUCAACAAUAUACCUCUACUGGCGCUGCACGGUUUGCGCGGUAAACGAGCUGCAGCCACGCCGGCAGAAACGGAACCCACGACAUACAAAUUAGCAGUCGACGACCUACACGCGCUAAAGAACUAAACUCGAAUUACCUGGCAUUAAGACACACAUCAUACAGCGAGCUACAUAAUAACGAAAAGCAAUUUUUAUUUUACUAAAGUUUUCAUGCAAAAAAAAUACAUAACAAUAAAUUAAAUAAAAGUUCCUUUUAUCGACAACAUUUAAAUUUGCAAACAACUCAAAAAUACAUACAUACAAACACACUAUUUACUAAUACAUUUAAGAGGCUAAAUUUUCAACUGCGAGUACCUUGCAUACAGACUAACAUUUGAGGCUCAAGUUCAAUGGCGUUAUUCACUGUGUGGCUCAUAAUGAGAUUGCAGAUAAUUACAAAAGCAAAAUAAAUAUAAUUAUAUGAAUUGUAGCUUAUGUUUCUGGCAGAAACGCCGUUAUUUAUUGUUUGUUAAUAGCAUCAUUUCUUCUUCAAUAUUAUUAGUCUGUUGAGGGGAAUGGCUUGAACAAUCAUGGGCUGGAAUUGUUCAAGCACAAAUCCUCAAGCAUGCUAUAAUUGAAGCUUUUAUCUUGGGUUUUCUCUCAAAUAAACGCUUUGCAAUCCAGCAAAAGACUAGAAGACUACCUUAUCAUAGAGCAUUCUUUAAAUAAAUUCAAUAUAAUUAAAAAAAAAAUAUUAAAUUUAUUUUUUUAAAUAUAUUAAAUAUAAAAUCUCUGUAAAUUAAUAUAAGUAAGUAAAUAUAUAAAUUAAUAUAUAAUAUAUAUGUAAUAUAUACAUAUAUAUAUAAAUUACAUGCAGUAAUAAUAAACUGGUGAAAGAAACUUAAAAAUUAUAUACAUAAAAUAUUUUGAUUUAUUGAUUACUGAAAAUAAUCGAUUUGUGUGCUUUUUUUGCGAUUAUUAAGUCAAUUUUGCAUAAUUUAAGAAUAUAAGAAGAGAAAAAUGGAUUGAAUACCAGACAUUCAUAAAAUAUUCCUUGUAAAUACCAUACCUAUAUGUACACUCAAUGAAUUGUAACUGUGCUUAAACAUCUACAUACCUUAUAAACGUGCAAUUAUUGUAAAUUUAUUAAUUAUUUAUUAACAAAUUAUUGAACGAAUAAAGAACUAUAUAAAACGAUAAAUAAAUGCAUAAACCUACAAAAAA